GAAUCAGGAUUAUUUACAUUUCAGCCAAAGCCAAACAGAAAAGUAUAGUGUGGUCUGUGGAGCUUGAGGCCUCACAAAAAUGGCACUGAGACUAUUGUCUCCGCCACUGUCCACUCUUUCUUCUUCUUCUUCUUCUUCUCAAUCGAAGCUUGCGCAGUUCUCUCGCUCCAAACAGGCGUCGUUUGUCCGAUUUUAUCCGAAACAUUUCGCGAAUUCGGGGCGGAGAAAGUCGGGUUUGGCGGUGAAUGCGUGCGUGAAGUUGGAGGAGACUAAUGUCUCCCAGGCGGGGAACCAAUGGGGAAAGGUCUCCGCCGUGCUGUUUGAUAUGGAUGGUGUGCUUUGCAACAGCGAGGAGCCUUCUAGAAGGGCUGCUGUGGAUGUUUUUGCGGAAAUGGGGGUUCAAGUAACAGUAGAAGACUUUGCGCCCUUUACGGGCAUGGGUGAAGCGAACUUCUUAGGUGGUGUUGCUAAUGUGAAGGGUGUUCAUGGAUUCAAUCCCGAGGCAGCAAAGAAGAGGUUUUUUGAGAUAUAUUUAGAUAAGUAUGCAAAGCCAAAUUCUGGCAUAGGUUUCCCUGGUGCCUUUGAACUUGUCACUCAGUGUAAAAGCAAAGGUCUCAAAGUUGCUGUUGCAUCAAGUGCUGAUCGCAUCAAGGUCGAUGCAAACUUAACAGCUGCUGGUUUGUCGUUGUCAAUGUUUGAUGCAAUUGUUUCUGCUGAUGCAUUUGAAAACUUGAAGCCUGCUCCUGAUAUUUUUUUGGCAGCAUCAAAGAUUUUGAAUGUGCCCCCUAGUGAGUGUGUUGUGAUUGAAGAUGCAUUGGCUGGUAUACAAGCUGCCAAAGCAGCAAAAAUGCGAUGCAUAGCUGUGACCACAACAUUAGCAGAAGAUACUAUAGAAGCAGCAGCUCCAUCACUUAUCAGAAAGGGGAUAAGCGAUAUUUCACUUGAUGAUAUUCUCAGUGGUGGAUCUGGUUCCAAUAAUGUGAAGAUGCAGGGUCCUCAACCUAUCAAUUAUCCUGCACCGUCUUCACUUGAACCCAACAGUAAAAGGAUGACACCAGUGCAGGAUAAAUACCCUACCAUUGGUUCAGUCUCCUCAAUUGGAGGGGUGCAGGUUUCACGCCGCAAUGUUGUGAGAUAUGCAAGUUUGGGCAUUGCUGCAUCUUGUCUUUUUUUUGCCAUCACAAACUGGAAGGCAAUGCAAUAUACAUCUCCUAAAGCUAUACAGAACUUGUUAUUUGGAGUUAGCAGCCCUCCUUUUGGACAAAAUGAAGACACAGCUAGCUCACAGAGAAUUCAACAGUUUAUAAACUAUAUUUCUGAUGUGGAGGGCAGGAAAAAUGCAACUAUUGUGCCAGAGUUCCCAUCUAAAUUAGACUGGCUGAAUACUGCCCCUCUUCAGCUGCGCCGGGAUUUGAGAGGCAAGGUAGUUCUUCUGGACUUUUGGACAUACUGCUGUAUUAAUUGUAUGCAUGUGCUGCCAGAUCUGGAAUUUCUGGAGAAAAAGUAUAAAGAUAUGCCAUUUGUUGUAGUGGGAGUGCAUUCAGCAAAGUUUGACAAUGAGAAAGAUCUAGAGGCCAUUCGCAAUGCAGUAUUGCGCUAUGAGAUCACUCAUCCAGUUGUCAAUGAUGGAGAGAUGAAUUUAUGGAGAGAAUUAGGUAUAAGUUCCUGGCCAACCUUUGCCAUUGUUGGGCCAAAUGGCAAGCUUCUUGCACAAAUAGCUGGUGAAGGUCAUAGAAAGGAUCUUGAUGACUUAGUUGAGGCAGCACUUUUGUUCUAUGGUAGAAAAAAGCUCUUGGAUAAUACUCCCAUUCCCUUGAGAUUGGAGAAAGACAACGAUCCCCGCUUGUUAGCAUCCCCGUUAAAGUAUCCUGGUAAGCUGGCAGUUGAUGUCCUCAAUAAUCGGCUAUUCAUUUCAGACAGCAACCAUAACCGAAUACUUGGAGGUUUCCUUUUGAAAGUUGCGAAAAGGCUGCUAGUGAUGGGAGCCUGUUUGCAACUUCAUGUUCAGUGUUAG
Molecule: messenger RNA, 2014 nt
Organism: Ipomoea triloba (trilobed morning glory)
Lineage: Eukaryota; Viridiplantae; Streptophyta; Magnoliopsida; Solanales; Convolvulaceae
Product: protein SUPPRESSOR OF QUENCHING 1, chloroplastic-like
Exons: 17
Coding region: 80-2014 (644 amino acids)
Source: RefSeq, a predicted model, not a curated record